UAAAUUUCAAAAUUUUUACCACAAAAUAAACAAAUGAAAUUAUCAUUAAAUUUUGAUUGAAAUACAACUUUAAUCAUAAUUUUUUUAAUUAAAAAAAAUUAAUGACUGUUUUUCAAUUACAAUAAAUAUUGACAUGGGGUAAAAAAACAAAUGAAAUAAAGAUGUUAACUGUUAAAACUUACGGUACCAUUUCGCGAUAGGGCGGACUCGUAUGCAGACGAAAUUGCGAAUAAAAUAAAAAAAAAUGUUUUUCACUAUUAAAACAUUUUUAAACAUUCAAAAUUGACAGUAUUAUACAGUGCGGUAAAAUAAACGGUAGAGUACUAUGAAAAGAAUAUGGUAAUUUUUUAAGUGACGGGAUUUAACUUUAAUGUGUUGUCGGGCAUUCUAAGCAUUGAGAUCCGGUUUCUCGGUUACAAAUUAAAGUAUCUUCAAAGUUGAAGCAAGGCUUUAAACACAACACAGUCCGGUAUACCUACAAGCAUAGAAAUAAUAUUAAAUACCAAAGUGCAUAUAAAUGUAAAAACAGUGAAUAAAAACAAAUAAAUUAUUAUUUUAUACUUAAAAGGUGACAUUGUGGUAAAAGUUAUAAACAGUUGUAAUUAAUGUUUAUUUCGCAUUUUAUGGCUAUAUGGUAAGUACGUUUUUAUCUCUAAAUUUUACAGUGAUUAAUAUUUUUUCAAUCUGCAAAAAGCAUUAAAUAAUUUAAUUUAAAUUCACGCAAAAUUGUAUUUUACGAAAAAUUUCUUAACUUGGUAGUUUUAGAUUAUUUCACAUUUUCUAUUUUUUUAAUUUCACCUUUGUUUUACUUUCAUUAUUUUGAAUCACACUGUAUAUUAAUGAUGCAAAUUUUAAAGUUAUUAUGGUUAAGUAUUUGUAAACAUUAUUUGAAGAUAUGUACAGUUUUUAUCAAAAUAAAUGUAUCCAUUAGUGGCUAAUAUUAAUAUAAUCUACUUGAUAAAUAUACCCAUAUUAUUAAAACACGUGGUGUGCAUACAAAUAUUUAGUUUGUACUUUAACGUAAAUUGUAUUUGUGUACGUAUUUUAUAUCAUGCAGAGAACAAGGAAAUAUUGGGUUAAGUGGUUACAUCCUUAAGAUCCAUAUAUACUGGAUAUAAAGAAAAUGCUGAUCAAUCCACACCAACAAAAUGUAUCUUUGACCUAAGAUAAGACAUAUCAAAAACCAACAAGUUCAUUCCUACUUCAAUGCUUCAACAUAGCAGACUGUAAAAAUGAAUCCGAACUCGAUUUUGUAUAUUUUUUUAUCGUGGCUUUUAAGUAUGUGUUAUGGGUUCGUCCUACUGUCAUCAGCAGCUGGCCAAAUCUCGGAUUUAAACCUAUUUGAAGCUGGAAGCAGCUCAACAUACAAACUACAGAGUGAAGUGUUGAUAAACGAAAAAGACAAUUCUUCGAAAAAUGUUGGUUUCUAUGUGGUUGCAGAAGUUACAGUUAACUCUAUAUGGGGUAAAGGGAAGGAUAAAAUACUACAAAUUGAGCUUACCCAACCUUUGUUGCAUAUAAAAUCGAGGAAGGCCCCCAGCCCAGAUGGAUUUGUACCCCACAAAUCUAAUCUUGACAAAAUGCAGAACAAACCCUUUUUGGUCAUCCUCAAAAACAACAAAGUAGAUAGACUAUUAAUGCCAAAAAAUGAACCCUUGUCCAUGGUAAACCUCAAAAAAGGUUUAGCUAGCUUGCUACAGUUCCAAAUCUACGAAGGCGAAACCAAAGAAAUUGAUUCGUCUGGCGAAUGUCUCGCUCAAUACACUGCCAAUUCAGACGAUAUGUUCACCAAAACUAAAUCAAAUUGUGUCUCCAUAGAUCUACCAUACACCUACAACCCCGACGACAUCCUCAAAACCAUGGUACAAUCAAGCAGAAUCUCUGAAUACCAUCUGGACCUCCACAAAAAUGUCAUCAAGUCUAUCAAAAGCAAGGAGAGCCAUAAGAUGUUUCUGUCAGUAAAGGAAGACAUCGGGAACUUCGUGGAAGCCGAUCAACAUCUGAUUUUGAUCAGGGAGGGUCAAAUCAGCACCAUAGAGGGUCAAAACAUAGAGGAAGCCCUUGAGAAACUCAUAUCAUUACACUCCAUAGUUUAUACUCAAGAAUCUUUAAUGAGUGAUAGAGAGACGGAUGGUGAGGAUGCAACAUUUUCCGACUUGGUGAACGAACUCAGGGAUAAUUUGAAGAGCGAAGCCAUAGGAACGUUAAAAUCCGCUAGAAGCUUUAUAAAACUGAUCAAUAUAGGUAGAACAUCCAACAAGAAAGAUAUACAAAAAGCCUUGGCAUCAAAAAAGAAUAAAGACCUAUUAUUGCAACUGUACGAUAUUCUGGGCUUCAUCCAAAGUCAGGAUUCGCACGAGGCAGUAAUGAAAAACCUUAUCUUCGACGAUGAAAAAAUGUUGGACUUCAGCGAAAGAUAUCUGUGGGCUCUAUCAAUUUGUUCCAAACCAAAUCCUGAUAUUAUUAUGGAUCUUUUAAAGAGAUUCCAGAAGAAUAACAACAUACCUGAAAAAAUUAAGGAGACGAUGAUUUUAAGCAUAGCAUCAAUGGCGUAUAGGUUGAGUCAACUCCAUGGAAAUAAAGUUAAAGUUUUGAAAGAUGUGGAGGAAGCCAUAAUAAAUAAUCUCGACUAUGCCAAAGGCGAGGAAAAAUACCAAUUCUUCAGAGCCUUGAAGAAUCUCAAGUCACCCAACACGAUCCCAAAACUUCUUGAUGUCAUCGAAAAAGGCACUCCAAAGGAAGGUGUAUUGAGCUGGAAAAUCAUAAAAUCUCUACCGAAAGAGUAUUGGGGUGAAAACGUGUUAAAAACAGCAAAGAAGACGUUCUUCCAGCUCAACAAAAGGCACGAUUCUAGCUCCAGAACCAUAGCAGCCGAACUGAUGUUGGAAACAAACAUUACAGAACAAAAUCUUAAAGGUAUGUUGCACUAUUUAGGAUCAAACGAUACUGCUUUUGAAAUUAAACAAUACGUGUACCAAAACAUUAGAAUGAAGGCUGAUGAGUGUCCUAUAUUUAAAAGAAUGGUUUUAAACAUCAUAAAAAGUGAUCGUUUUUUGAAUAAUUAUUCCACGCUUGCACCAAGAGGAAUGUCCACUGCUUUAUCCAGGAAUUUCCUGAGCAGCGACAGUAGUAAUGGUAGCUUAGUAUCUCUGCAAGAGUUGAAGAGUGGUAUAGUCAAAAGAGGAUCAGUGAAUAUAGUGAUGGAGAAAAAUGACGCUAUCAAGGAGAUAUUUAGUCUUGGUUUGUUCUCCGGUGGACUAUCAAGCUUCAUGUCGAGUAAUGGAAAUGAAAACGAGCUUGAAGAUGAGGAAUCAGCGAAUGCUGGGAUGGAGUUGUCAGUGUUGGGAACCCAGCUGAGACCUUUCUUGUUUUUCAGUGGUCAAGGCGAGCUUAUGGGACAUGUGUGGUCUGGGACAGCUUCUGAGAAAACCCCGGCGUAUCAAGCCAAUACUCUUCUACAAGAUCAUCUGGAGUACAUCAGGUUAGGCAAUGGUCUUAUAGCGGAGUUAAAUGUCAAAGGGGCUCUAUCAUUCGACCUAUCAGGAUCAGUGAAGAUUUCUAUUUUCUACAGUACAGCUGAAUCACUGGUUGAAAAGGCGGCGGGCAUAGCAGUCAUAGGAACGACGAAAAUAGAUACAAGCUUCGUGAAAUCACAGGUGGAAUUUUCAGCUUCCAUAGAACCAAAGUUGAUCCUCAACUCGGACCUGGAUUUUUCCGGGAAACCCACAGCGUGCAUGAGGCUCACCCAACCUGACUCUCUUUUAACGCAUAACAUAUUCAAAAUCGAAAGAAUACCCGGCAGCAAACACAAACUAAGGAUAGCCAAAUACAAAAAAACGAAUAUACCGGGUGUUACGUACUCGCUGAACCGUAAAAACAACGAGAUGUGUAGUGCAAUGUUUAAAUAGUGAUGUGUACAUAAAAAGACUUAAACAAAUUAUACAAAUAAAUUUUAUAUUACUAUCUA
This is a messenger RNA of Brassicogethes aeneus, 3967 nucleotides long. Lineage: Eukaryota; Metazoa; Arthropoda; Insecta; Coleoptera; Nitidulidae. The record is from the annotation of a GenBank genome assembly.